UACCUACACUCCAGAUUGACACUGCCAGUAUGCCGCGACAAUGGGAAACACAAGCAGUUCUCAUAAGAUCUCUGCUCAGGAUAGGGCCAUUCUGGAUCUGAAGAAUCAGCGCGAUAAGCUUCGUCAGUAUCAAAAACGAAUCACUGUCCUCACAGACCGCGAGACCGCCAUAGCAAAGGAAUGUCUUGCGCGAGAUGACCGCCGACGUGCCCUGCUGGCUCUUCGUCGCAAGAAAUAUCAAGAAACUCUCCUAAGUAAAACAGAUGCGCAGCUGGAGCAGUUGGAGCAGCUGACGAGUCAGGUGGAAUUUUCCUUGGUUCAGAAAGAUGUUCUCUUUGGCUUGCAACAGGGAACAAAGGUGCUCCAAGCUAUCAACAAGGAAAUGGGAGGUAUCGAAGCUGUAGAGAAGCUGAUGGGCGAAACUGAAGAAGCCAGGGCCUACCAAGAGGAAAUUAGCCAGAUGCUUGCGGGCCAGUUGUCGAACCAGGAUGAAGACGAAGUUGAGAACGAGUUGGAGAGAUUACGGCAAGAGACAGAAGCUAUCACCUUACCAAAGGUCCCUACCGCUCCUCCAGUUAUGGUCAAGGGCGAGGAAGAAGCCGACAAAGAGGAAGAGGAGAUUUCAGCCGCCAGGAUGAAGACCCGUACUGCAGUUCCUGCCUCCUGACGUAUGCAUUACAUACGCCUCUGCCGAUCUCAUUAUAUAUAUACAGCAGAGACUCAGGCAUUUUCGGGCGCUGGUGGUUUUAUCCCUCUUUUGUUGCUCUCUUCUCUGGAGAUAGAACUUCAGCCAUGAAAGCUUAAAGCUUGCAUCGGCCAUAUUUCCGGUCGAAUUGCGUCUAUUAUACAGCAGACGCCAGUUUCAUAUCAUUAGUUUCAUCUGGAGUCAUGUACAUAAUCGAGUUGAGCCGCUCCAAAAAAGCAACACGACAGGCAUGGAAACACUUCUACCUUAGCUAUCUGUCGUCUCGUACGCCAUAAUUUCCAGUCAUGGAGCGAAGGACUCAUUGACCAGGCAUUACUCUCCCUCCUACUCCGCUGACACCGGGAAUAGCUACAUG
Messenger RNA from Aspergillus novofumigatus IBT 16806, 1061 nucleotides. RefSeq names its product ESCRT-III subunit protein VPS20. Gene Ontology annotation, biological process: late endosome to vacuole transport via multivesicular body sorting pathway; vesicle budding from membrane. Gene Ontology annotation, cellular component: ESCRT III complex; multivesicular body. The record is from RefSeq and is a predicted model, not a curated record. NCBI's taxonomy places the organism in Eukaryota, Fungi, Ascomycota, Eurotiomycetes, Eurotiales, Aspergillaceae. The transcript has 3 exons. Bases 41 to 667 code for a protein of 208 amino acids.